AUGGCCCAUCUGGAAUGCGGGGUCCCCACCGCGCUGCUGCUGCUACUGCUGUAUCUGGGCGCUGCGCAACUGCCCCGGGGAGCUGCUCUGGGCAACCUCCCGGCUUGGGGCGCACGGUACCGGGCGUGGGGCGCAGCGGCCGCGCUCUCCUGGAUUCAUUCCUUCCUGGCUACUUCGCCCUGCCCUGUGCGCACGGAGAGGCCCAGGGGAGUGUCCUCGAGCUCUGAGCCCCCUAAUCUGGAUCUGGAACCCGGUUUGAACCGAAUUGGAAGCUGUAGGAGCAGAAACUUGGUUAACUCUUCCAAGGGCGCGCGCCUGGCUUUCCAGGACUUUACCUGGAUGUUCUUGGUGGAGAGAGGGGCACCCAGACGGGGUGCACCAAGAAGUGGUCCUUCAGGCCACCACACCAGCCACACUGAGGGCCUGGUGGUUGGAGCAGCUGCCAUGCAGGUCUGUUGUGCUGAAACCUUGGGGCUGGUCUCAUAUGGGGGCCUUGGUGAAGUUCUGGAAUCUGUCCUGAAAGGACGGAGAAGACUGGGAAAAAAUGAUAACAAAUCAUCCCAUCAAGUAUUUCAGGCCACUUCCUACAACCUAAUUCAUACCACUUCCUACAACCUUGUAAUUAGUUCGUUGCCUUCACUGGGGCUGCAAACAAGGGACAGGGACAUUGAGAAGGUGAAGCAACUCCACCUUAUCUUAAGGCCAGCCCAGAACAGAGCAGCAAAGCAGGUGCAGGCAGACUGGGUGGGGCGAGGAGCCAUUGAGGAGAUUGGUCAGGGCAAGCCAUUCCAAGGAGGUGACCUUUGUGCUGACACAGGAAUGGCACCAGAAGCCAGUUCUAGCUAUUCUCAUCAACCGGGGUUUCAACCACUGCCACUGAAGGCUUGUCACAUCAUUGUGUCCAGAAGAUACAACAGCAUGUGGACCAUCAAAUCCGGCGAAAAAGUCGUCUUUUCCUUUAGCUGCCAGAAUCCUAAGGAUUAUUUUGUCAUUGACAUCCAGAAGAAUUAUUGGUAAGAUUGCAUGUCAGGCCCAUGUCCUUUCGGGGAAGUGCAGCUUCAGCCCGCCACCUCAGCCUUGCCCACCCUCAACAGAACAUACAUCUGGGACGUGAAAGCUAACAAAAGAAUUGGCCUGGAACUACAGUUCUCCCUCCCUCGCCUGAGACAGAUUGGCCCUGGGGAGAGCUGCCUGGAUGGAGUCACCCACUCCAUCAGCGGCCACAUCGAUGCCACUACUGUCAAGAUUGGAACCUUCUGCAGCAAUGGCACUGUGUCCCGGAUCAAGAUGCAAGAGGGGGUGAAUAUGGCUUUGCACCUGCCCUGGUCCCUCGACAGAAAUGUCUCUGGCUUCAGCAUUGCAAACCGGUCGUCGAUCAAACGACUAUGCAUCAUCGAAUCUGUAUUUGAGGGUGAAGGCUCAGCAACGCUGAUGUCUGCCAACUACCCACAAGGCUUCCCAGAGGAUGAGCUCAUGACAUGGCAGUUCAUCGUCCCUACACACCUUCGAGCCAGCGUCUACUUCCUCCAGUUCAAUGUGUCCAACUGCGAGAAGAAGGAGGAGCGGGUGGAAUAUUACAAACCCGGCUCCAACAACCCGGAGGUGUUGAAGCUACAGGACAAGCAGCCUGUGGACAUGGCGGGGAACUUCAACCUCUCUUUGCAGGGCUGUGACCAGGACGCCCAGAAUCCAGGAGUCCUCCGGCUACAGUUCCAGGUUUUGGUGCAACGCCCACAAAACGAAAGCAAUCAGACCUACCUGGUCGACCUGAGCAAUGAGCGAACCUUGUCGGUCACCAUCGAGCCUCGACCUCUACCUCGACCUCUCAGACUAAACUACAAGCCUGAGCAAGACUGCUUGGUGUGUCUGGAGUCCUGGGACUGUUAUCACAACAUCACUUUCACCCCUGGCUCAAAACAGAAGAUCUUCUUCCUGUGCAAUAACCUGACCCGCCUAUGGAUGAAUGCUGAGAUGACUCUAAGCUGCUUGGAACCCCGGCACUGUUACCGGAAGAGGCCCUUCCCGCUCCAGAUGCCUGAGAACAUCCUUCAGCUGCCUGUACAGCUGCACGACUUCUCCUGGAAGUUGCUGGUGCCUGAGAAUAGUCUCAGCCUGGCACUAGCACCAGUCCAGAAGCUGCAACAGAACACAUACGAGCGGCCCUGCAACACCAGUUUCAGCUACCUCGUGGCCAGUGCCAUCCCUGGCCAGAACCAGCACUUGGGCACCUUUUGCUCCGGAGGCUCCAUCGAGCGAAUCCAGGUGAAACAGAACAUCUCAGUGACUCUCCGCACCUUCGGCCCCAACUUCAAACAAGAAGCCUCCAGGCAAACCCUGUUUGUGUCCUAUAUCCCAUACCUCAAAGAGGAAAGUAUCUUCACGGUGACCCCAGAUUCAAAAAGCAAGGUCUACUUGAGGACCCCUAACUGGGAUUGGGGCAUGCCACCCUUGACCUCUGUGUCCUGGAACAUCAGCGUGCCCAAAGACCAGCAGGCCUGCCUGACAUUCCUCAAGGAGCGCAGCAAGGUGGUGUGCCAGUCAAAACGUGCUUUGAUGAUCAUCCAGGAGCAGCAGACCCAUGUUGAGGAGAUCCUCAACCUGGAGGAAGAUGCACUCCCCAAGCCGAGCUUCUAUCGCCACAGCUUCUGGGUCAACAUUUCCAACUGCAGCCCCAUGAGUGGCAAACAGUUGGACCUGCAUUUCUGGGUGACACUCACCCCGAGAACCUUGGAUCCGACAAUUAUCAUCAUUGCUGUGGUGGGUGGCGCUUUUCUGCUGUUUGCCUUCGGACUCAUCAUUUGCUGUGUGAAAAAGAAAAAAAAGGAGAUAAACAAGGGCCCAGCUAUCGGAGUCUACAAUGGCCAUGUCAACACCCAGAUGCCAAUGCAGCCCCAAAAGUUUCAUAAAGGACGAAAGGACAAUGAAUCCCACGUGUACGCGGUCAUCGAGGACACUAUGGUGUAUGGUCACCUACUCCAGGAGUCCAACGGCUCCUUUCACCAGCCAGAAGUGGAUACCUACCAGCCCUUCCAAGGCCCCACCGGGGAUUGCCCUCCCUCCCCACCCCUCACACUCUCCAGGACCCCAACUAAAAGGCUGACCUCAGAUGAGCCACCCCCUGACUUUGAGAGUGAUCCUUAUACCUUUUCUCACCCCAAGAAUGAGGAAGUAAGCUUGGGAACCACGCAUGUUCCUUUGCUGGAUACCCAGGGAUCUGAGGAGCCUGUUCAAUAA
Messenger RNA from Suncus etruscus (white-toothed pygmy shrew), 3234 nucleotides. RefSeq names its product CUB domain containing protein 1 (gene CDCP1). The record is from RefSeq and is a predicted model, not a curated record. Lineage: Eukaryota; Metazoa; Chordata; Mammalia; Eulipotyphla; Soricidae.